AUGUCUUUGCCUUCCUCUCCGAUGCCGGACGACGCGGACAUCACCACACUCCUCGUCGAGCACGCUCGCUCGCAGCCGGACACGAUCGCGCUCCUCUGGCCUGCUGGCGGUGGCGGCUGGGAGCCGCUCACCUACGCCGAGGUCGAGGCGCGCACCGCAGCCUUCUGCGCCGCCUUUUCCUCGCGACAGCUGGCCGCAGGCGCGCGCGUGCAGCUUCUCAUGCGGCCGUGCGCCACCCUCUUCCCGCUCGUGCUCGGCGCCAUCCGCGCCGCCCUCGUCCCGGUCUUUGUCGACCCGUCGAUGCGGCUCGUCAGCGUGGCGGCCGCGGUGCGGCGGGUGGCGCCGGCGGUGGUCGCCGCACCGCUCCCGGUUCACCUCGGGCUCUUCGCGGCCGUCGCGGCCGCGCGCGGCAGCGUCGGGCUCCGCCUCGUGGACGGCGCCCUCGGCGUCGGUGUCGGCCCGACGCUCCGUGCCUUCGAGGCAGAAGGAGCCCGCCACGUCGCCGCCCGCCGCGUCGCCGUCCGGAGCGCGCCCGUCGCCGCCGACACGGCGGCGGCGAUCGUCUUCACGUCGGGCUCCACCGGCCCGCCCAAGGGCGUGGUGAUGACCCACCGCGGGCUGCGCGCGCGCCUCGCCGGCAUCCGCCUGAGCGUCGCCUUCCCGCACGUCCCCGUCACCCGGCCAGCGGCCGCCUCGGCCGAAGCGCUGCUGGCUGCCGUCGCGGCGCUCAAGCCUGCCGCCGUCUCCGCCUCGGUCGCCGUGUGGGGCAAGGUGGCGCGGCUGGCUGAGGCGCGCGGCGAGGCCCUCUCGCUGCCGCCCGGGGCGGCCGUCAGUCCGGCGAUGCUCGAGCGGCUUCGCGCGGCGCUGCCCACCGCUCCGCCGCUGCUCGUCGGCUACGGCGCGACGGAGGCAUUGCCUGUCGCCACCCUCACCGCCGCCGAAGCCCUCUCCGCCGAGGUUGCGGGACGGGCGCGCCGCGGCCACGGCCUCUGCGUGGGCCACGUCGCACCCGGCGCAAAGGAGCUUCCCGCCGGCGAGCUCGGCGAGCUGUGUGUCGCCGGCCCGCUGGUGGCACGCUACUUGGGAGCGGCCGGCGGCGGGGACGAGGCGGCGCUGUGGCACCGCAUGGGCGAUCUCGGCUACGUCGACGCGGCCGGCCGGCUCUGGUUCUGCGGCCGCCUCUCGCACGCUUUUCGCACGCCGCAGCACGGGCUUGUCUUGCCGCUGUGCGCGGAGCUGCUCUUCCUCGACGAGCCGGGCGACCGCGCGCAGAAGCUGCUCGCGCGAGCGGCGGGGACGCGGUGGGAGGGGGUUGUCCAGCUGGUCCUCCCGCUGCCCUCGCUGCCGAUGGACCUGCGGCACAACUCGAAGAUCGACCGGCUGCAGCUCGCCGCCGCCGUCGCACCGCGCGUCGCCCCCCUCCUCGCGUCGGCGUCGCGCCCGCCGCUGCUCCGCACUGAGGAUGUGCUGGCCGCGCAGCCCCGCCGGCUCUUUGCCGCGUGCUGCGCCACCCAGGCCGGCAUCCUACUGCUGCUCGGCCCGGUCGGGCCGGACCUGCUCCGGCUGCAGCUCUGCUUCUCGCCGUCGCGCUUCCGCGCGGCCGUCGCUGGCUGGCGGCCCGGCGGCGAGCUCUGGCACUUCCGGGCGCACUUUCUCCUCGACGCGUGGUAUCCGGUUCUUUACGGGGCGCUGCUGGUGCACCGCGCCGCGGCGCUGCUGCCGGCCGGGAGAAUCCGGCGCCGGCUGCAGGCGCUCGCAACGUUCGGCGCGUGCUGUGACAUCGUCGAGAAUGCGCUUCACAUGCACGCCGCGGCCGCACCGUCCCUCGACGCGGCGCCCGACUGGCUCAUCGUCGCCGCCGCCGCCGCCGCCACGACGAAAUGGGCGGUCAUGCUGCCAGUCUGCUGGAUGCUCCGCCCUGGCUCCGGAUGA
Messenger RNA from Emiliania huxleyi CCMP1516, 1932 nucleotides. RefSeq lists its product as hypothetical. NCBI's taxonomy places the organism in Eukaryota, Haptophyta, Isochrysidales, Noelaerhabdaceae. The record is from RefSeq and is a predicted model, not a curated record. The coding region runs from base 1 to 1932 and encodes 643 amino acids. The transcript has 5 exons.